UCUGUGAAUAAAUUUCUAUCCGCCAUAAUAAUUAUGCAACAACAGAAAAAAAAGUGUUUUACAGUUUUUUGGAAAAUAUCCAACUGUACCCAUAUUGAAAUCUCUCUAUAUAAAUCCACAUUCAGUCUUUCGUUGCUCCUCGCACAAACAAGAGAAAGACUUUCAACUACUACAAAAUUCAUAUCCGCCGGCGAAGAUGAUGAAAAUCAUGUUAGCAGUUCUUUUGGCGAUUAUGGUCAUGAACAUGGCCUCAUUAGGUCAAGCCAUCCCGGACGACCAAAGUCCGGCGGCGGUCGAAAAAUGGUUCCGGCAGUUUCCCUAUGCAGUCCCUAAGUUGACAAAACUCCACUUCUAUCUCCACAACAUCGUCAGCGAGAGUCCUCCGGACAGCGUCCCGAUUGCUCAGGCAGCCUCCACCGCCAAUUCACCGACGAAAUUCGGCCUGGUCACCAUCUUAGACGGUCCAUUAGCCAAUAGACCGUUCUCGAAAAACGUCAUUGGAUACGGUCAGGGGCUAUUCACUUUGUCCUCACAGGAAGAGUCGAGUACACUUAUCACGGUAAAUUUCGUUUUCACCGCGGGUAAAUACAAAGGUAGCACUCUCAGCGUCUUGGGGCGUAACGUGGUGUUUGCCCCCAUCAGGGAAUUCCCCAUCAUUGGCGGAACCGGUGAUUUCCGGCUGGCGCGUGGAGUCGGCACGUGUACUACAAACUAUCUUAACUCGACCUCCGGAGACGAUAUUCUGGACGUUAAUUUUGUGUUCUACCGUUACGUUCUUCCUGGUCAAGAAGAGUCUGACUCUGAGAAUUAUGAAGAAGAAUGAACAUUCUGAUGUUUCUCCCCCUUUUUUUGUUUUUUUUUUAGAGGCCUUAUUCUAGGGCAGGGCUGGGCAGGAACAAGAGGAGAUGUCCUUCCCAUACUUAAUUUUAUCAUAUGAUCAAUAAAAUUGUAGCCCGAAGGAUCGACAUCUAUAAGUUUGUGAGUCGGUCUCACUUGGUAUCCGGGCUUUUGUCCUAGGAAGCAGUUGGGCAUAGUCCAGUUGGUUGUUUGUGUUUCUCUGAGCUUAAUAAAAUUGUACUUCUUGUUUGUUUCUUCAGUGGUUUGGUUUUGCAAUUGGUGCGCAGUCUAGCAGCUGUAUAACUCUGUGCAGGCAUAAUUUGUCAUGACUAAUUUUAUUCUGAAGUUCACCAAACUUUUGCAAUGAAUAUUGAAAAAAUGAAUUAUCAGUUUAUCACAAUAUAUAAUACUCAUUUCGUCCCGAAA
This is a messenger RNA of Oldenlandia corymbosa var. corymbosa, 1263 nucleotides long. The record is from the annotation of a GenBank genome assembly. Lineage: Eukaryota; Viridiplantae; Streptophyta; Magnoliopsida; Gentianales; Rubiaceae.